AUGACCGUUCCUCAUUUUUAUUUUAUUUUUUCUAGUUUGGAUAAUGGUAAUUGGGGGAGUUGUCUUUGGAAGGUCUUAGGACUUACACACAGUGUGCAUGUUUUAAAUUCGUGUGAUACCGCAGCAACGAAGGUAUCAAAAGCAUCUGAAAACGAUCCCACUGAAGAGGAAGCCAGUGGUGCUGCAGAUAAAAGCAUAGUUAAGCUGACAAAGGCUGAAAGGAGGGCAAAGUUAAAGAAAAGUAAGAAAGAGGCUGAACCCGAAGUUGAACAAACUCCACAAGAAGCAGUGCUGGCUGAGGUUAAAGAAGAUCUUACAGCUGAUGAAGCCUUUGAAAGUAAGAAGAACAAACUUGCAGAACUGGGAAUUGCGCUGCUUGCUGAUCUAACUUCCAAUACAAAAUCUCUGAAGGAGAUAUUACAGAUCUGUAAAGAUAACAAUCAUGCCAUUGUCAAACUUGGACUCCUAUCUCUGUUGGCUGUUUAUAAAGACCUUAUUCCUGGAAUUUACAUUUCAACAGAAGCAACUGUGGAGGCUGUUCGAUUAAUUGAGGAUCAUGUGAAAGCUCAUAAUUGCCAAUUACACCCUGACUCUGUGGAGGUUUUCUUGUCUCUGUCAUUCGAUGAGGAUCUUGGGAAGGCUGCAAGAAAUGAUGAGAAACAUAAACCACAAAGCAAGAAAAGUAAGAAGAAAAAGCAUUAUGAGGAGGCACGUCAAUUGAAGGAAAAUGACAAAAAAAGGAGUAGGCAAGAGUUAUUGACGAAGACAAGAGAGGAGGUUGCUGCUGAUUACAAGGCUGUUGCUUUGGCCCCAGAUGUUAUGGAGCGGAGAGGAAUGCAGACAGAGGCACUUUCUGCUGUAUUUGAAACAUAUUUUCGCAUAUUGAAACAUACAAUGCAGUCAUCAGCUUCCAGAUCCGAAGCAAAUGCUAGUUUAUCUACUGGUGCAUCUGAGCCCCACCCUUUACUUGCUCCGUGUCUGAAAGGAUUAGGAAAAUUCUCGCAUCUAAUUGACAUGGAUUUCAUGGGGGAUCUUAUAAACUAUCUGAAAAAGCUUGCUUCUGGUGGUAGCGAUUCUGAGAAUACUUCAAAAUGUUUGACUGUAUCUGAGCGCCUCCGUUGCUGCAUUGUUGCAUUUAAAGUGAUGAAGAGCAAUCUUGAUGCCUUAAAUGUUGAUCUGCAGGACUUCUUUGUUCAGCUUUACAAUAUUAUACUUGAAUAUAGGCCUGGAAGAGAUCAGGGCGAAGUAUUAGCUGAAGCUUUGAAGAUAAUGCUGUGUGAAGAUAGACAACAUGACAUGCAGAAGGCUGCUGCAUUUGUAAAGCGUUUGGCCACAUUCUCAUUAUGUUCCGGAUCCGCAGAGUCCAUGGCUGGUAUGUUAUUGUUUAGAAACAAAGCUAUCAAUAUCUUGUUGUGGAUUUCUUAUUCCUGUCCCCCAUAUUGUUAG
Molecule: messenger RNA, 1446 nt
Organism: Prunus dulcis (almond)
Lineage: Eukaryota; Viridiplantae; Streptophyta; Magnoliopsida; Rosales; Rosaceae
Product: nucleolar complex protein 3 homolog
Exons: 8
Coding region: 1-1446 (481 amino acids)
Biological process (GO): DNA replication initiation
Cellular component (GO): nucleolus
Molecular function (GO): chromatin binding
Source: RefSeq, a predicted model, not a curated record